AUGCAUCAACUGAUCAGACGGAUCCACCUGCUUACACAGGGCGAAAGAAUCAAAUUCUCCAUUUCAAAUGCAGGACCCACAUUAUCGGUCUCAGUGACUCAUGCCAGAGUUCGGGAUCUGGUCUCGGAAGGCCUAUUUUACCAGACCCUUAAAUUCUACAAAGAAGAAAUUCAUCCCUCUGGACUCCAUGGGAACGCCUCCAUUCUUCCUACAAUUAUCAAAGCCUGCGCUUGUGCUGAAUCUUUGCACUUUGGCCUUCAAAUCCACUCUAUUGUCAUCAAAACUGGGUCUGAUUCAGAACCCAUUACCGCCAACUCUCUUCUCAGCAUGUAUGCAAGGUGUUCAAACGUUGAAUCCGCACGUCAAUUGUUUGAUACAAUGCUCAUAAGAGACACCAUCACAUGGAAUUCAAUGAUUACUUGCUAUAUCCGAAAUGGGUAUCACCAUGAAGCGAUUGAGGUAUUCAGACAAAUGGGUUUGGCAGGUCUUGAACCAAAGCCCGAGUUGGUCGCUGGCAUUUUGUCGGUUUGCGCCCGGAUGGGAAACUUAAGAUUAGGAAGACAAAUUCAUGCUAGUCUCGUCCGUGGUGGAACAGUUAAGUCAUCUAUUUUCUUAUCGACGGCUCUUUUGGAUAUUUAUUCCAAGUGUUUUCACUUGGAUGUUGCUUUCAAUGUAUUCCAUCAGAUGACAGAGAGGAACGAGGUUUCUUGGACAGCUAUGAUUGCUGGGUGCACUUCAAAUGAAAACUGUAAUUUGUCAGUUGAGGUCUUUCGAGCAAUGCAAGUUGAAGGAGUUAGACAAAACCGAGUGACGCUGCUUGCAGUUUUACCAGCUUGUGCUGAAUUAGGAGCACUAAAGCAUGGAAAAGAGAUUCAUGGGUAUGCAAUCCAUCAGGGGUUUGAGUCAGAACCGCAUUUUGAAGCAGCUUUGCUAGACAUGUACUGCAAAUGCGGUGCAGCACAGGGCCCUGGCUGGCUUGUUUUUGAAAGAUCAAAAGGAAGAGAUGUUGUGAUGUGGAGUUCUGUGAUUAGAGCCUAUUCCCAGAUUGGGAAUAUCUCUAGAGCAGUUGAACUUUUCCGUGAAAUGCAGAUGGAGGGUAUCAAGCCUAACUCUGUAACCCUGCUGGCCAUUAUAGCUGCCUGUACCACCCACCUGUCUACAAUGCACGGCCGUGAAGUUCAUGGCUACAGUUUAAAAUCUGGCUUGAGUUUUGACAUCUUUGUUGGCAAUUCCCUUAUAGAUAUGUAUGCCAAAUGUGGAUAUCUUGAUGAUGCUCACCAGAUUUUCAGAGAGAUGGACACAAAAGAUUCCGUGUCAUGGAGUGUUCUAAUUCGGGGUUAUGGAUUUCAUGGUUGUGGUAAAAAAGCUUUGGAGCUGUUUCAUGAGAUGGAGCAGAGAUCAGUUGUUCCUGAUGCAGUCACACUCCUUGCUGUUUUGUCUGCAUGCAAUCAUGCUGGCCUCAUUGUAGAGGGACAGGAUCUCAUUGAUCAUGUGGCACGACAUAACAAUGUUCCCUUGACUUUGGAGCAUUAUACAUGCUACAUUGAUCUUCUUGCUCGAUCAGGGAAGAUUGAAGAAGCCUGUGAGGUUUUGAGCCAUAUGCCCAUGAAACCAAGCUCAACCACUGUUAGCUGUUUGGCAUCAGCUUGCAGAGCCCAUGGUCGAUUAGACAUUGCAGAAAUGUUGGCCCAUCAGCUCAUCAAACUGGAACCUGAAAAUGCUGCAAACUAUACUUUGUUGUGUACAGUUUAUGCGGAAUCCAGUAACUGGGUUGGGGUGGAAAAAAUAAGGCGGAUAAUGAGAAUAAGAGGCAUAAGGAAAGGCACUGGAUUCAGCAAAAUAGAGACUGGAAAUGGAGAUUCUUUCUAG
Messenger RNA from Nelumbo nucifera (sacred lotus), 1869 nucleotides. RefSeq names its product PPR superfamily protein. NCBI's taxonomy places the organism in Eukaryota, Viridiplantae, Streptophyta, Magnoliopsida, Proteales, Nelumbonaceae. The record is from RefSeq and is a predicted model, not a curated record. Gene Ontology annotation, molecular function: protein binding; RNA binding. Gene Ontology annotation, biological process: RNA modification.